AUGUCCCCGCUCGCCUCGAGCCACAAGCCCCCGUUCGUGCUGCACGCGUCCGCCGUCGCCCGUGCGCACACCUUCCUCUCUUGCGCCGCCUUUCUCUCCGCCCUCCCCCUCGCCUGCGCCCUCCACUACGAGCGCAUCGUGAAGAACGACGUCGCCGGAUACCCGGACGAGUGGUUUCCCUCCGUUUCCGCCACGAUCGGGGACUGGUACCCGGAGCGCAACAUCUUCCAGCUCCUCAUCGCAAUCAAUGCCGGUCCGAGAUUCGCACUCAGCGCCUUGCAGUGGUACCUCCACCGCACCCCGAUUUCAAGUAUCCCUGGCUUCGUCUUCGUAAUCGGCCUUCUCCGUACGCUGUCGUGCGGAGGAUGGGUGUUCGUCACCUCUUCCGAUCACCACGAUGUCCACGACGUCCUCAUGAUCUCCUAUAUCGUCCUCAACUUGCCCUACAUGUACUACACCCUCGCAUGCACGCCCGCUGCCCACACAGCAGCACGGAAAAGAAGACGUUUAGCAUUUGUAGCGUUCUUUGCGACCAUCGUUCCAAUGGUGUAUUUCUUCAUCCAGCACAAAGUACAUCGCAUACCAGGAGCAUAUACCCGCUACGCGUUCUUCGAGUGGGGUCUCAUCUUCUUCGAUGUCCUCUAUGAUUCCGCAGCGGAGCUCGACUUCGCCGCGACCGACAUGAAGAUAGUGGUCAGCGCCCCAGACACAGAUCAAAUUGUCAAAUCGACUGCCACAAGCGAGGGUGCGGAGAAGCACGCGUCCAGCGAACCGUCAAAAUGGAGUGUCAUUACACGCUCAGUAUACAGUGAUGAUUUUAUGUUCGAACACGUCAUCUUCUGGCCAGCAGUUGCUUUCGUUAGCGAUGUGUAUCUCUCUUAUGUCUUCUGGUCCAUCUAUACCUCUCUCGCACCGACGCUCUUUUACUUCUCUAUAUGGGAGUUGGGCAUAUCGGGCCAAGAGCUUACGCUGCUUUCCACACUCGCUCCUGCGUUCCUCAGCAUCCGGUCUUUCAGAGAAUGGGCACUAAGCGACCAGGGUCGUGUGCGGCUGCGCUUGGCGUCUUUCCUUGGUGUGCUUGCGUACGUCGCGAGCCAGCCUCUCUCUCGGCUUCUGCUAGUCACUGUCGCGAACGGAGCGGCUGCUCUCAGCGCAUCUGUCGAGUGGUUUGGCGCGACCCCCGCCAAUGUGGCAUAUCAGGCAAUGCUGGCUGGUGUCGGCUUCUUGCUCGCCUCUGUGUCAAAGCAUGCAAACUACGGCAACAACCCGAUCUGGCCUCUGGUGGACUCGCAAUCAGGAGGGAUGCACAAGACCGCAAUUGCGUUCACCGUGCUCGCAUGGAUCAGCUGGCUCAAACGCGUCCCCGUUCACGAGGGGCAGAGGCAGGCUGAAGAGCGAUUCGACAAGCAUGACGAGACCCGCUGGAAGAACACAAAACCCCCCUCCCCUGGUCCUCCCCGCCACUGGCUCCGCGCAUCCCUCCCCCUCGGGGCGCUCAUCUUCUCUCUCCAUUCCCUCCUCUCGGACGCGAGCACGCUCAUCGCGUGGUCGUGGACCGGGUACCCCGUCACCGGCCCGGUCCCGAAUCAGCACGGCGCGAUCACGCACAUCGCGCAGGCCCUCGGCCUGGCCUGGGGCGCCGCGCUCACGGGGGGCAUCGAGGGCUGGUGGGCGCUCGCGCACCCGGUCUACUACGCGCUGGGCGCGGGCGGCGCGUACGCGAUGUACGCGCACCGGGACUGGGCGGGGUACGAGGGCGGGCUCGUGCUCGCGUUCUUCCUCAUGAGCAUCGUCCCGCUCGUGUGGGCGCGGACGCGCGAGGCGGCGGCGCGCGCGGGGCUCGCGAAGGUCGCCGCGGUCGCGUGGCUCGUGAACGCCCUGUUCGACGUCGCGAGCACCUUCACGGUCGCGUACGCGUUCGUGCCCGGGGGGCAGUACUUCCGCGAGCGCACGGACAUGGUGCUCAUCGCGCAGUUCGCCUGUCUGGCGCUCGCCUUCGACUGGCCCGGGACGAACAACGCUCCCGACUACGCCCUCUACCGGUCCUUGAAGCUCCCCAAGGAGCACCGCAGCCCAUUCAGGCUCGCUCUCGCGGUGCUCGUGGCCGUCUCGCUUUACGUGUCGGUUUCGAGCGCACCGGGCGUUGUUCCGACGCCAUCCCACCCGGGCGCACGCAUCGUGCGUGCCGGGAUCUGGACGGUGCAUUUCGGACUGGACAACGAGGGCAGGGACAGCCAGAGAGCGAUGCGCGAUCUCAUCAGGGAUAUGGAGCUAGACGUCGUAGGGCUGCUCGAGACGGACCUCCAUCGCGUCGUGUUCGGCAACCGUGACCUCACCCGCUUCAUCGCGGAAGACCUCGGUUACUAUGUGGACAUCGGCCCCGGACCGAACCAGCACACCUGGGGCGCCGUCCUCCUCUCCAAGUUCCCGAUCAUCAACUCGACGCACCACCUCCUCCCGUCCCCCCGCGGCGAGCUCGCGCCCGCGAUCGAGGCAUACCUCGACAUGUACGGCACGCCCGUCAAGGUCGUCGUCGCCCACAACGGCCAAGAGGAGGACCCGGUCGACCGCGAGCUGCAGACGACGGAGAUCGCGCGGAUCCUCGCGGACGCGCACCCCGCCCCCGCCGUCUUCCUCGGCUACCUCGUCACGAACCCGCACGCGAGCCGGCCGGACCCGUACCCGAUCAUGGUCGAGGACGGGCGGGUGCACGACGUCGACGACGAGGACCUCGAUCGCUGGUGCCAGUACAUAUUCUACCGCGGGCUGUACCGCACCGCGUACGCGCGCAUCUCGCGCGGCAAGGUCACGGACACGGAGAUGCAGGUCGCGCAGUUCGUGGUGCCGAGGCACGGGGCGGGCGUCGUGGACGACGGCCGCGAGGCGCGGUACCUCCGCUCGUGGAAGGAGAACCUGCCCGAGGACCAUCGGUUCCCGAUGGCGUACUACCCCCAGCGCGGCGGGGUCAACGGCCACGCGUACCACGUCUUCGAUACGCCGUUGUAUUACAAUGUACCCGAAGGAGCUCGCGAAUGGUGA
Molecule: messenger RNA, 3039 nt
Organism: Epithele typhae
Lineage: Eukaryota; Fungi; Basidiomycota; Agaricomycetes; Polyporales; Epitheliaceae
Product: Frag1/DRAM/Sfk1 family-domain-containing protein
Exons: 20
Coding region: 1-3039 (1012 amino acids)
Biological process (GO): GPI anchor biosynthetic process; fungal-type cell wall organization
Cellular component (GO): endoplasmic reticulum
Source: RefSeq, a predicted model, not a curated record